Messenger RNA from Cynocephalus volans (Philippine flying lemur), 2680 nucleotides. RefSeq names its product ectonucleotide pyrophosphatase/phosphodiesterase 3 (gene ENPP3). The transcript has 25 exons. The coding region runs from base 49 to 2673 and encodes 874 amino acids. Gene Ontology annotation, molecular function: nucleoside triphosphate diphosphatase activity; nucleic acid binding; metal ion binding. The record is from RefSeq and is a predicted model, not a curated record. Gene Ontology annotation, biological process: nucleoside triphosphate catabolic process. NCBI's taxonomy places the organism in Eukaryota, Metazoa, Chordata, Mammalia, Dermoptera, Cynocephalidae.
GAGUUCUACUGUCUUCUGGUAAAACAGGUUUAUGCAGCUACCAGAACAAUGGAUUCUAUGUUGAGUUUAUCAAUGGAAGAACCUGUAAAGAAGAGCACUGUUAAGAAAUAUAAAAUUAUUUGUAUUGUUCUUCUUGCUUUGUUGGUGAUUGUGUCCCUUGGAUUAGGCCUGGGGCUUGGACUCAGGAAACCAGAAAAGCAAGGCAGCUGCAGGAAAAAAUGCUUUGAUUCAUCAUACAGAGGACUGGAAGACUGCCGGUGUGAUGUGGGAUGCAAAGAUCAAGGCAAUUGCUGCUGGGAUUUUGAAGACACCUGUGUGAAAUCAACUCAAAUAUGGACAUGCAAUAAAUUUCGUUGUGGGGAGAUGAGAUUAGAAUCCAGCCUUUGCUCUUGUUCAGAUGACUGUUUGCAGAGGCAAGACUGCUGUGCUGACUAUAAGAGUGUUUGCCAAGGAGAAACCCCGUGGGUGAACGAAGACUGUGACACAGGCCAGCAGUCUCAGUGUCCAGAAGGGUUUGACCUGCCACCAGUUAUCUUGUUUUCCAUGGAUGGUUUUAGAGCUGAAUAUUUAGACACAUGGAGUACUUUAAUGCCUAAUAUCAAUAAACUGAAAACAUGUGGAAUUCAUUCAACAUACAUGAGAGCUAUGUAUCCUACCAAAACCUUCCCAAAUCAUUACACCAUUGUUACGGGCUUGUAUCCAGAAUCACAUGGCAUUGUUGACAAUAAUAUGUAUGAUGUAAAUCUCAACAAGAAUUUUUCACUUUCUUCUGCAGAGAAAAGUAAUCCAGCCUGGUGGCUUGGGCAACCGGUGUGGCUGACAGCAAUGUAUCAAGGCUUAAAAGCUGCUACCUUCUUCUGGCCAGGAUCAGAUGUGGCUAUCAAUGGCUCCUAUCCUUCCAUAUAUACGAUUUACAACGGUAGUGUCCCAUAUGAAGAGAGGAUCUACACAUUGUUAAAAUGGCUGGACCUACCCAAAGCUGACAGACCCAGUUUUUAUACCAUAUAUUUGGAAGAGCCUGAUUCUGCAGGACAUGAAAGUGGACCAGUCAGUGCCACAGUAAUUAAAGCCUUACAGUUCGUAGAUGAUACUUUUGGAAUGUUGAUGGAAGGCCUAAAACAGAGGAACUUACACAAUUGUGUCAAUAUAAUCCUUUUGGCUGACCACGGAAUGGACCAGACGUAUUGUGACAAGGUGGAAUAUAUGACUGAUUAUUUUCCCAUAAUAAAUUUCUACAUGUAUGAAGGGCCUGCGCCCCGCAUCAGGACUCGUAAUAUACCUCAUGACUUUUUUAGUUUUAAUUCUGAAGAAAUUGUCAGGAACCUCAGUUGCCAAAAAUCCGAUCAGCAUUUUACACCCUAUUUGUCUCCUGAUUUGCCAAAACGACUGCACUAUGCCAAAAAUGUCAGAAUUGACAAAGUUCAUCUCAUGAUGGAUCGACAGUGGCUGGCUGUGAGGAAUAAGGCAAGUUCAUCCUGUGGAGGAGGCAACCAUGGUUUUAACAAUGAGUUCAAGAGCAUGGAGGCUCUCUUUUUGGCACAUGGACCCAGUUUUAAAGAGAAGACUGAAAUUGAGCCAUUUGAAAAUAUUGAAGUCUAUAACCUAUUGUGUGAUCUUCUACGCAUUCAACCAGCACCAAACAACGGCACCCAUGGUAGUUUAAACCAUCUUCUGAAGGAGCCUUUUUAUGAGCCAUCCCAUCCAGAGGAAGUGUCACAGGUUUCUGAUUGUGGCUUUACUGCUCCAUUGCCCACAGACACUCUGGACUGUUCCUGCCCUGAGCUAGAAAACGAUUCUCUUCUAGAACAAGUGAAUCAAAUGCUAAAUCUCACCCAAAAUGAAAUAACAGCAACAGUGAAUGUAAACUUGCCAUUUGGGAGACCCAGGGUCAUGCAGAAGGACAAGGACCACUGUCUUCUUUACCACAGGGAAUAUGUCAGUGGAUUUGGGAAAGAUAUGAGAAUGCCCAUGUGGAGCUCAUACACGGUCCCCAAGCCGGGAGACACAACGCCUCUUCCUCCCACUGUCCCAGACUGUCUGCGGGCUGAUGUCAGGGUUGCUCCUUCUGAGAGCCAAAAGUGUUCCUUCUAUUUAGCAGACAAGAAUAUCACCCACGGCUUCCUCUACCCUCCCGCAAACAAUAGAACUUCUGAUAGUCGAUAUGAUGCUUUAAUUACAAGUAACUUAGUCCCUAUGUAUGCAGAAUUCAAAGAAAUGUGGGACUACUUUCACAGUGAUCUUCUUAUAAGACACGCCAUGGAAAGAAAUGGAGUAAAUGUGGUUAGUGGACCAGUAUUUGAUUAUAAUUAUGAUGGUCAUUUUGAUGCUCCAGAUGAAAUUACAGAAUAUGUAGCUGACACCAGUGUUCCCAUCCCAACUCACUACUUUGUGGUGCUGACGAGUUGUAAAAAUCAGAGCCACACACCCGACAACUGCCCUGGGUGGUUGGAUGUCCUACCCUUUAUCAUCCCUCAUCGACCCACCAACGUGGAGAGCUGCCCUGAAGGUAAAUCAGAAGCUGUUUGGAUUGAAGAAAGAUUUAAAGCACACAUUGCCCGGGUCCGUGAUGUAGAACUUCUUACUGGGCUUGACUUUUAUCAGGAAAAAUUACAGCCUGUCUCUGAAAUUUUGCAACUAAAGACAUAUUUACCCACAUUUGAAACCGUUAUUUAACUUCAUG